AUGGACCUGGAUGACCCCUGUACAGGGAUCCUUGCUGCCACACCGACAGUCUCAUCUCUGUGGACGGUGCCUGUGUCCAAGCAUUCGGUUGCGAUCUCGCUGACGGAGCUGACAAAUGCUGUUUUGAGGCUGCGGAAGACCAGUCCGGGUGUGAAGAAAUCCAAUCGCGGAGGUUGGCACUCCAACACUUCCGUCCUUGAUGCGGUAUCUCUGUCGCUAGCACGAAAGUUGCGCCUCAUCCUGCUCGGUGCAGCAGGUCAGUACAUCAGCCAAGUCACAGAAGCUGUCUCCAACAUUGGUAGUCAGCGUCUGACUGGCGACUUGCAGCUGGAUCUUCUUGGCCUUUGGGCAAACGUUAACGCGAGGGGGAACAGCAACGUUGCUCACAUCCAUCCUGGGUUGCUUUCCGGCGUCCUGUAUCUACAGGCCGGAACUGAUCAAGGUGCAACUUUGUGUUUCACAGAUCCGCGGAGUGCAGCUGCAGGAGAGGAGGGUCCGCUGGAUGGCGUUUCUGGCACAAACGAUUGCAAGACUUUGGAAGCUUCUACUGGCCUUGUCGGUCUCCAGGGACUGCGUGCCGGAGAACUUCUGGUUUUUCCUUCCUGGUUGCAGCACCAUGUGCCACCGCAUGUGGGCACAGAGCCCCGGAUCAGUCUUUCCUUCAACCUCCAAGCGCGCAUUGUCGGCGAGAAGAGCGAUCUACAGUUUCGGAGCAGCGAGGGAGACUUGCCUCCGAGGAUUGCGGGUUUGGAUUUCAUACGAAUGGUACAUCUUUUCCCAAACAAUCUCUCGCAGCACGUCGAGGAGCAAAGUUGCUCCAAUUUGCCUGCCAGACAGGCUCACACCGAAGGACCACGUCGUGAACGACCACCAGCCGAAGUGGCAUCCUGGAUGAGAUCUUCCAGACUCGCAGCUCGAUGGAUUUGUGCUAGGCGUGCAGCAGCACCGACGAGCAGGCCUCAGCUUGCUGACGCUCACGGCUCUGUCUCCCUUCUGACUCUUCCAUCAGGCUUUGUGCAGGCUGCUCGAACUCGUCGGUUGGUCCUGUCUCCCACAACGGCAGUAACUGGGAUUCACGUGCUGCAAGGUCGCCUCGUCUUGUGGCUGUUCGAUCCGAGGUUGCCGGUGGAAGCUGUGGCAGCUUCCGAUCCUGUGGCUCGCCGGCUAUUCGGUCAGAAGGUGGCGCUUGAUAUGCGCGAGGGUUCUGUGGCCGCCUUUCCGGCUGUCGUGUUCUCAUCUGUGGAGGCUGAGGAGGCCUCCAUUGCCUUGUCGUUUGUCUUGGAGUGA
Symbiodinium sp. CCMP2592 is the source of this 1287-nucleotide messenger RNA. The record is from the annotation of a GenBank genome assembly. Lineage: Eukaryota; Dinophyceae; Suessiales; Symbiodiniaceae.